AUGUUGAAAGCAAAAUUCUUGGGUAACAUUCACUGUCCUCCCCGAGGCGUGGUCGCAGAGCCACUGCAUUCGGGUCCCUGCAAACGGUUCCAAGACAGCAAUUGUCCACGUGAAGUCUUUGAUCUCAUGAACCGCAAAGGCGCCGUGACAGCGUACCAUGAUAUGAUGGAUGAAAUUUCCGCUGACGAGAAUACGCGCGAUCGUCUCGGUGUUUUGAAGUUGAAGGCAAUCGACACCAUUGUCGAGAGGUUCCGCCCUCGUUUUUCCAAGUGCGGUGUGAAAGUUGUGGUGUGUGUGGCAGAUUACAGGUGCAAUCUUUACCGCUGGAUCGAAUUUGUGGACUCUGGUGCGAUCACUUACAUCUCCCCCUAUAAUUUCAAGAACACGGCCGGUCCCAAACUAAAAACUGCCCUUUCCACAAUCAAGUUUCAAAAGGGUGUGGCAGUGGAAGAGUUUCGUCAGGCUCUCUUUGGCAAAAGAGGCAGGCUCGUCAAGCAAACCCCCAAACAUGUGGAAAUCAUGAUCCGCGAAAAAGGUUUACAAGAAGAAUAUGAACGUCUCAUUCAGGAUUGCAUCCAUGAAGGAGUUGGAGGAUUCUUGGGGAGGUGGGACAUUGGGAAACUCAGAGAAGUCAUUCAACACUAUCGCCCCCUGUUUCAAGACAAAGGAGUUGCAUUGUUCCUUUGUCACACACAGGAACAUGUCCCUUCUGUUGAAGGAGGAGAACGAAUUGAGUAUUUCCGUUGGAUGGAGUUUGUGGACCGUAACAAGCUACCUCACUAUCGACCCGAACACAAUGGAGAAUAUCGCCAUGAAGAUCCGGGUUGUGCGAUUCUAUAG
Messenger RNA from Seminavis robusta, 840 nucleotides. Lineage: Eukaryota; Bacillariophyta; Bacillariophyceae; Naviculales; Naviculaceae. The record is from the annotation of a GenBank genome assembly.